Fusarium sp. VM40 is the source of this 1707-nucleotide messenger RNA. The record is from the annotation of a GenBank genome assembly. NCBI's taxonomy places the organism in Eukaryota, Fungi, Ascomycota, Sordariomycetes, Hypocreales, Nectriaceae.
AUGUCGGACAAUGGAAAGUCACCAACCGAUAUCAUCACCUAUAUAGGUGUGCCUUUGGCAGUCUUGGGAGUUCUCCCAAUUCUGUACAACACUCUAUCAACACUCAUCUCCCUGUCGCGAAUUAAGCGCAUGCUUCGACACGGUCGCUUGACUGCGCUCACACGCAGCGAUAUCGUCAAUCGCAUAAUUGAGAUAGAGCUCCCACGCUAUGCCGUCAUGCCAUUGGACAGGUUCCAGGAUCGCUCCGAGUACUGGACUCUCUCGCGUCACCCAAGUUCUAUCCCCGGCGGAAGCUGGACCACAUUCAAUUGGAAAGCGCAUUCAAUUGGUAUGAAGACUCAACGCGUAGAAUAUGCCGAUCAAGUCCGCCAACCGCAAGUCGACGUCGCGUUCGAUGAGCUUGUGUGCUAUCUACUAGACCUUGGCGCUGUUCCCAAUCCUCAUGCGUGGAAACUACUGCGUUCGUCUGGGUUGUGGACGCCUGUGGGAUGCUGCUUGAUGAUGUCUCCGGAGGGUCGACAAGAUGCUCUGACGGUGGCUCCGUCGAAUGAUUCGGAUGGCAAUCUCUCUUUAGCUGUGGCCUGGUCAAGCUCUUGGAUUACAAGGGAUUAUUCUAACCUGCCGCCAUAUUGGUUAAGACUACCAUCACCGCCUCCAAAGGAAGAGGUUGGUAACAAUGGGAGUGCAUCUUCUGAUGUCCUGUCCGAAACACACCAAAGUGCGGAAGAUGUGUUGAAUGAAGCAAAGAGGGGACCGCAACAUGCCGACUCGGUCGACCACCACUCAAUAGGAAGUAGGAGCCGUGGCAACUCAAGCAAGGCCAUCACCUGCCAGAUUUCUAUGUCCGGGCUCGCCACAGCCAUGGUUGAAGAGAGCCACUACGGUGCUCCGACUACCGUGAACCUCGAGGGUCUCUACAUCGACCACCUACGUACCCAUCCUGUCAAAUCCGAUGGUGUCUGGUUCGCCAGUGCAGCUACUGCUUUUGGAACCUCGAGCCAGACCAUUUUAUGGAACUACAAGAUCCCAGACGAGAUACUCUCUUUUGCUAGGAAAGAAACGGUGCCUUGCGGAGUUCUGGUCGUCUUAGGUAUAGUCGAUGAAUCUGAAACGCCUACUUGGGCGACGAAGCAUAACGACUACGGUGCAGAUCUACAACAAUUCACUAAAAGGGCUCAGGAAGAGCGUGCUGCGCUUGCUGCGGAAUCUCGGUUGCCUCCCGCUCAGCAACAAGCGGCGGCGCAAGCGAGGAGGCAGAAAGAGAAUCAACAGCGCAUGGAGGAUAUGCGUGACAAACUCAGGACCAGCCAGAUUAGGCGAGAUCAACGCAUGAUGGAAGCCCUACAAAGCCCAAGAUGGGACACAAAGCUCGUUGCCGAACACUGCCUCCGAUGGCUCCAAGAAAAAGGUCACUGGGAUAGCUCCUCAACCGUCAAGGACGUCGUUGGCUUUAUUCUGCAUCGCAUGGUCCUGGACGGAGAGUUUGCAGCGAGUAUCUGUCGCAUGCUAGACAAGUGGAAGGCUUGGGCUGAUGUUGGUGGCAUGAAGCAGUCGGACUACCAGGCUGUGCAAGACGACCAGGUUGACUUUGCUCACGCUAUUCUGUUGGUGGCCAUCAUCAGAGAUGCGUCAAGUGCUCUUGAGGGGACGCUUUCGAUGGACUUGCAGGAGUGUCUGAGGAUGUGGAGAAAGGUCAGGCUGGGAUGA